Messenger RNA from Neodiprion fabricii, 1532 nucleotides. RefSeq lists its product as uncharacterized. NCBI's taxonomy places the organism in Eukaryota, Metazoa, Arthropoda, Insecta, Hymenoptera, Diprionidae. The coding region runs from base 1 to 1023 and encodes 340 amino acids. The transcript has 5 exons. The record is from RefSeq and is a predicted model, not a curated record.
AUGGGUACUUGGUCACUUGCCACGGUUCCCGAGAUAGACAUGCAGCAAUGCCAUACGCGAAUCGCCUACAAGCCGAGAGAAUGCAAAGGAAAGUACCUCGGAUACGUCGCGACCUGGAGGGUGAGCGGGGGCGUCGACGACGCGGAUCCGCACUGCCACGAUGAUCCGGACAGUAGCCCGUUUCGGCGGAACGGACAAAAACCCCGACCAGCGAGGAACAGCGAGAAGAAGGGACAGCUGGACUGGACGGUCCCGCGAAUUGCGGUGGGACGGCGCCCCGGGGGCGGUGCGGGGGGCGCGGGGGCCGAAACGGGGACCGGAGCGCACCAGGGGUUUCCGCCGACCUCGCUGACCGCCGUCCUCGGCCUCGUCGCCCUGGUCGCGGUCGUCGUUCUGGUAACAGCGAGCAGAGUCUGCACCGAUGAUCGGGUCCAGGACGCGGAGCAGCGCGGCUCGUCGACAUCGUCGUCGUCCUCGCACGCUCGUCGGGAUGGAACCGCCGAUUCCGCGACCCUGACCGAAGGCCAGCUCCACCGAUUUCGGGGCGAGAGGCGGUGGCUGGUUUUGAGGAGGAGGACGAGGAGCGGAAUCGUACGCCUUCCUCAUCGCAGAUUCGGCCCCCAAGAGGAUCGGGAGGAGGCCCAGAGGAGGAGGAAGAGGGAGAGGAAUAAGAAGAACGAGGAUCACAACUGCUUUCGAGAUCGCGGUCGGAAAGGGGAAAUCGCUACGACGACAGUGUCCGGUGUUCGGGGUUUCACAGGUGAUCGUGCUCUUGGUGGUGAUAGUGGUGCUUACAGUGCCGCUGCUGUCGAUGGCCAGUCGACUACGGUAGCCGGGCCGAUGUCACCUAGGUCGAAUAGCGAAGAACCAUCGGGCACCGAGGGCGACGACGAGAUAGUUUAUCAGCGGGGGUCACCACGGCGCAAGGAGAACGCGAACGAGGACGAGGAUAUCGCGCUUACCCAACCACCUCCAUCACCGACCAAUCAUUCCUCUAUGGAAUCACGUGAUUCCGUGCUUUAGACGCGCCUACGAGGGGCGAAAUCCCAACGGGAAAUCCGUCGGUGGACUUCGGACCGAACGGACCUGCGACGGUGAGGCUGACGUUGACGGAAACGGCGUUGGAAUCGGUGUGGAGGCCUUUCUAGAGGAGACGCUGCUUCGCGUUCCUGACGCCAAUGUAACGGGGUCCGAACUCGUCGUCCUCGACCGCUCCACUGGCUCCUCGUCCGACCCAAAGGACAAACGACGCUCAGUCGCCCUUCGCGACGUAGCUGAGGACGCGUUGUAGGAAUCCACUGCGAAAGAAGUACACCUUUACCGAUAAUCGCCUGCGUUUUUUUUCGGCUUAACGAUCGCUGGAAUGUACCCUCGGUUGCCGAAAGGCAGGCGGAUUUUGGUGAAAGCAGAGCUGAGUAUGGAGAUCUCCAACGCUCGGCUUUUCGUGAUACCAGCUAGGUUGGAGCGUCGACGUGACACCUAGGCGGCCACGCACCGAAGGUGGCCCACAAUCGUAUAUAUAUAGAUAUACU